This is a messenger RNA of Symbiodinium sp. CCMP2456, 576 nucleotides long. Lineage: Eukaryota; Dinophyceae; Suessiales; Symbiodiniaceae. The record is from the annotation of a GenBank genome assembly.
AUGGCGACAUCUCUGCGUUUGUCCCGCAUGGGGACCAUGAAACGAGAGCAGAUGAUUAAGGAAGUCACGGCUGCAGCCCCUCAACAAGGUUUGAGAGGCGCGAGCUUGGAGACCCGGCUUGCAACCUUUGGUAUGCAGAUGCUGGAGAUGGAGGGUGAUGGCAAUUGCCAGUUUCGCUCCAUGGCCUUUAACUUGUUUGGAAGCCAGGACUACCACGCCUCGCCCCGACAGGCUGCGGUGAAGCACAUGAAGAAGCACUCGGACUUCUUCGGCGUCUUUUUUGAGACUGGGGCCGAGUUCUCGCGAUACUUGCAGAACAUGGCCCGCAACGGGACCUGGGGCGACGAGCUCACGCUUCGAGCCGUUGUGGAAGCUUACGGCUGUGUAGCUCACGUCGUCACUUCUGAACCGACAAACUGGCAUUUGGUCUACGAGCCCGAAGGUUUGGAUCCGCCAGAUCUAAACAUUGCCAUUUGCCCGAAGGGCGUGGGAAUGCCAAAAAGCAGGAAGCGAAUUUUCCUGUCAUAUAUCUCGCCCAUCCACUACAACGCCAUCAUCUCGCGUCCAGGGUCUUGA